This is a messenger RNA of Prunus avium (sweet cherry), 2290 nucleotides long. NCBI's taxonomy places the organism in Eukaryota, Viridiplantae, Streptophyta, Magnoliopsida, Rosales, Rosaceae. The record is from RefSeq and is a predicted model, not a curated record.
AAUCACCUCUUCCGAAGGACAAAAUUUAUUUUAUUUUUGCCCUUAAGCAUACUCUUUUCGUUUGAUGAUUUGGGUCCUCAUUGUUACAGUUUUUUUUAUUGAUUCUUAGAGUAUUAAAAAGCAAAAAAAAUAUACAAUCUCUAGAUAGCUGUUGUCAAUUCUUAAGGGCUGUUCCUGUUUUGUUUUUUAUGGUUUUCGUUUCAAAUUGUUCUUUGACUUUUUCUUGAAGUUGGGUUUCCUUAUUUCUUGAAUUUUUAUCCAUUUGAAGCAUUUCUUGUUUCUGGAAUGGUGAUGAUCAGAAUUAGCUUUGGAUAUUGAGAUUUUCUCUUUCAUAGCACUGUUUAUUGUUUGUUGCCUUCCUGUAUUUGCUCCAUGAGAAAGGCCUUGCUCUCUUGAAUUUGUGAAAGAGUAUGGGCAGUAUGCUCCUCUUUGUUUUCUUCAAGGACAUAAGAAAUGUUUUCAAAGCAGAUGAGCUAGGCCUGGAAAUAGUGCAUAUUUCCCUUCCCACACUGUUGGCGUUAUUGGCAGACCCUGUUGCUUCUCUAGUUGACACAGCAUUCGUUGGCCAUAUAGGUCCAGUGGAGCUAGCGGCUGUUGGAAUUUCUAUUGCUGUUUUCAAUCAAGUAUCAAAGAUAGCAAUUUUUCCGCUUGUCAGCAUUACAACCUCUUUUGUUGCUGAAGAAGAUACUACUGAAGAAUUGAGGGCAAAUGUACAAGUUCAUGAAAACGUUGAAAAUGGUACUCCCAUUAGCAAGGAAAUGGAGAUGGAAGAACUCGUACCACUAGUUGGCAAGUCAUCAUCUACGGAAAUGGUCAAACUUGAGCGUGUCCGAAGGCAUAUCCCAUCUGCGUCAUCAGCAUUGGUGGUUGGCAGCAUACUUGGGGUUAUUCAAGCUGUAUUCCUAAUUUUUGCUGCAAACCCUGUCCUGAAUUACAUGGGUGUUGAUUCUAAUUCUCCUAUGCUAAAACCAGCAAGACAAUACUUGACAUUGAGGUCACUUGGUGCUCCGGCUGUUCUUCUCUCUUUGGCUGUGCAAGGGGUUUUUCGUGGUUUUAAAGAUACAAAAACUCCUUUAUAUGCUACAAUUGUGGGAGAUGUAGCAAACAUCAUUUUGGACCCAAUAUUAAUGUUCGUAUUCCAUAUGGGUGUUAGAGGUGCGGCCAUUGCCCAUGUUAUUUCUCAGUACUUAAUAUCCCUGAUAUUGUUGUGGAAAUUAAACAAGCAAGUUGAUCUCCUAACUUCAGGUGUCAAAGAUCUACGAUUUGGCCAGUUUCUGAAAAAUGGGUUUUUGUUAUUGGUGAGGGUGAUAGCUGCAACAUUCUGUGUUACUCUGGCAGCAGCAUUAGCUGCAAGGCAGGGACCAACGACAAUGGCUGCAUUCCAAGUUUGCUUGCAGAUCUGGUUGGCAGCCUCUUUGCUUGCUGACGGGUUGGCUGUGGCUGGACAAGCAAUCCUUGCAAGUGCCUUUGCAAGGAAAGAUCACAGCAAGGCCGUCGCCACAGCUUCACGUGUAUUGCAGUUGGCUUUGGUUCUAGGGCUAAUGCUCUCGAUCAUCCUCACAGUUGUAUUACAGUUUGGAUCCAGAAUAUUUACAAAAGACGUCAACGUUUUGCAGCUUAUAAGUUUAGGCAUCCCGUUUGUUGCAGUGACUCAACCUAUUAACGCUUUAGCAUUUGUUUUUGAUGGAGUCAAUUACGGAGCAUCAGAUUUUGCAUAUUCUGCAUACUCAAUGGUUUUGGUGGCUUUAGUGAGCAUAUUGUGCCUAUUUCUAUUAUCAAGCCAUGGCUUUGUUGGAAUCUGGGUUGCUUUAUCUGUCUUUAUGAGUUUGCGCGCACUGGUUGGAUUUUGGAGGAUAGGAACAGGGACAGGACCGUGGAGCUUUCUUAGGGAGUAAAUUCUGAACAAUAUGUUUCUGCAUAUAUUCCUUCUCUUCCAAACAUUAUUGUCGCGCAUAUCUUACAAGCUCAACAGAAGGGCAAAGAGGAAACUCUUACGAGGGGAUGAUAUUACUGAUCUGCCAUCACCAUUUCUUGUUUGGGGAUGAUUGAGAUAACCACACAUAUGUAACGAAAAACAAGAGAGCACCAUUCUUUUACUGCUGUCUCAAGUUAGGUUGAAUGAAUCGUAAUUGGUGAUCUAUACUGUUGUUUAUGUUCACGCGUGAAUUAUGAUAAGCAUUGGGUGACUGUCAACUGUUGAUGCAUGUAGACUAUUGUCAGCCGUAUUCACAUGCAUCAACAGUUAACAUUCAUCUACAAGUGCAUGGGUGAUUGUUCUUAGCACCCCACG